CAGAAAUCAGUUUGCAGAGACUCUUUCACCUGCACAUCCUGUCCCAAAGCUUCUGACCCUGAGUGAUCGUUAAUUAUCUCUCUCUCUCUCUCUCUCUCUCUCUCUCUCUCAACCUCUCGCCUCUCUAUCUUUCGCGCGUGCUUCUUCCUUCACAGCACUUUCUCUGUAGCUGUUAUACUUUAUUCUGCAUUCUGAUAUAGCUUUCCCUCAAUACACUCUACAAUGCAUUGAUCUUUAUGAACCGUGGGCAGGACAGGUUUUUCGCUGUACCUCGAUCCAUGUAACAAUAACAACCCGAUUUAUUUUUUUCAUAUUCAAUCUGUGUAUUUCUCCAUCGCUGUCCUCUCUCAGUCUAUCUCCACCGCUGUCCGGAGCUGUACCUCCCGCUCUAGUUAUUUGUCUCUGAUAUGCGGACUGCCCCUGCUUCUGAACAUUUGUACAAAAGGAGACAGCGGCAACCAAAGAGUUAAUUCAAAAGUACAAAACAAAAAUGCUGGGAGCGCUUUGCAGGUCAGACACGUGUGGAAAGAAAGAGUUUGAAGUUUCACGUCGUCUUUAAAGCAGCCGCCCUCUUCAGAGGCAAGGAGCGUUCAGUGAAGCUUCGGCGAGACAUCAGCGGCACCACUCAGACCCCAGUGACUUCUGAACGAGCUGGUGUUGUCUGAGGUAAUGGUGACUUACUGAGCCCAGUGCUGCUCCUGUCGGUGGGAUUCCUCGGGGAGCGGUUCCGAGUUGCGGGAAUAAUGAUCCAGGUCUGAAUGAGCUGUUAUUCCUGGGAAGACCAGUGAGAUUCCAGGGAAUGAGCGUACUCUGCAGGCCAGGCCCAGCCAGAGAUGAUGAAAUCACCUCUCUCCGCUCUCGUUAGUCCGAUUCUCCUCCUCUUCAUCAGCGGCACCCCGCUGGGCUUGGGCUGGGUCGCCGUGGGACUUGUGGGCGACACCCACCCAGGGUGGCAGAGGUUGCUGGCCGAGGGCGAUGGUUGCCCGGAUUGUGAGGCGGAGCUAUGCACCCCUCCCCGCGGCUGCCUGGCCGGGCUGGUGCAGGACUCCUGCGGCUGUUGCUGGGAAUGCGCCAACAUCGAGGGGCAGCCAUGUGACCUGGACAACACCAACCACUUCUACGGGCAGUGUGGGGAGAACUUGGAAUGCCGGCUGGAGCUGGGCGGCUUGAAAGAAGGGGAGAUCCCCGAGCCCCAGUGUGUGUGUCGCUCCAACCAGGCUGUGUGUGGUUCCGACGGCCAGACCUACCCCCACAUCUGCCGCUUCCAGGAAGCAGCUAGGGCCAGCCAGACAUCCAACCUCAGCCUGGCUCAUGAGGGCCCCUGCGAGGCAGUCCCACAGAUCAUCUCCCCUCCAAUCAGCAUUUGGAAUACCACCGGGGAGGACGUCAUCUUUGGCUGUGAGAUCUUUGCUUACCCAAUGGCUGCCAUCGAGUGGCGGAAGGAGGGGCUGGAAACCUUCCUGCCAGGAGACGACCCCCACAUCUCUGUGCAGUUUCGAGGAGGCCCAAUGAAAUACGAGGUGACGGGCUGGCUGCAGAUCCAGGGAAUCCGCGCUUCGGACUCGGGAACGUACCACUGCUGUGCUCGAAACAGACUGGGGCAAGUCUCGGCAGCUGCCAGUCUGACAGUGGUCUCACCAGAUCAGCUGGAUGAGCUGGACACUCCGUGGAGACAAGCCCAGCCACUGGUGGACGACUACUCAGAUAUGGACGACUAUUACUGACCACUACACCAAGGCCAGCAGGGGGCAAUAAUAUUCGACUGGGAGGGAGCAAUGGUUAUAAUAAAGUCUGCUGGUGUCACCCAAAUAACUCCUCGAUCUUACUUUUCCUUUUUACUGGCUUCUGUGGGUCUUUGCCAUGUGCAGAGAGUUGGUUCCCAAAGGCUCCCAUUGACACAUUCAUAGAACAUUAGAGCACAGUACAGGGCUUUGGGACUUUUAGCCUAAUCCAAGAUCAACCUAACCCUUCCCACCUACAUAACCAUCCACUUUUGUAUCAUCUACAGUAUGUAGGUUAGUGGAAGGAUAGAGGAUCGGGAAGCUUUUAAAAACCUACAGAGAGCAACUAAAAGAAUUAUUAGGAGGGAAAAGAUGAAAUAUGAGAGCAAUCUAGCAAACAAUAUCAAAGUGGAUUGUAAAAGCUCUUUCAAGUAUGUAGAAAAUAAAAGAGAGAUGAGAGUAGAUAUAGGACUGCUAUGGCGGGAGGAGAGAGAGCAGCGCACCACACGUGCGCAGCCCUCCGGUGAAAAAUGAUAUCGUAUCCGUUAAAUAGGGGCCGUGGACAAUUCUGAUUUGAUGGAGAUGGACGUGAAAGCACAGAGGAACAUCUGGAGAAAUUUCUGAAACGCUCAUUCGCUGCUGUCGUUACUGCGUGGUCGGGAAUCUUCCGGAGGGAAGGCCUCAAAAUCCCCGGCCUUGCCUGCUGUUGGCGACUGAGAUUGAGGUCGAAUCAUUCGGACAGAGAUGGCGCUCAGUACUCGGCGUUGGCGAGCUGAUCAGAGCUCGAAGUUUUCGGAUGACUCAGAGUCCGACUGUGGUCUGCAUGGCAGGGAGAGUUUUUCUUCCUUCUCCCAUCUGCGUGAGAUGUGGGACAUUUGAGAGACUUUGAACUUUUUACUGUGCUCAUGGACUUCUUCAUCAAGUUAUGGUAUUGUUGCACUGUUGUAACUAUAUGUUAUAAUUAUGUGGUUUUGUCAGUUUUUUCAGCCUUGGUCUGUCCUGUGUUUUGUGAUAUCACACCGGAGGAAAAAUUGUAUCAUUUCUUAAUGCAUGCAUUACUAAAUGACAAUGAAAGAGGACUGUGUGUCUUCAUAAUCUAAAAAAUCUAAAAAAUGAGGCAGGA
Molecule: messenger RNA, 2844 nt
Organism: Mobula hypostoma (lesser devil ray)
Lineage: Eukaryota; Metazoa; Chordata; Chondrichthyes; Myliobatiformes; Myliobatidae
Product: kazal-type serine protease inhibitor domain-containing protein 1-like
Exons: 5
Coding region: 834-1724 (296 amino acids)
Biological process (GO): regulation of signal transduction; regulation of cell growth
Cellular component (GO): extracellular region; interstitial matrix
Molecular function (GO): insulin-like growth factor binding
Source: RefSeq, a predicted model, not a curated record